UGCAGUAUACCCACUUCCCAUGUUGUCAGCCAUUUAGAUAACAUCAUGCAAGGAAUCAUGAGAUCAUUCACAAUCUGUCAAGCUACAGACAUGGACCGGUUGUUUUGGUUUUCUCUCCUGCUCACCCACCUGCCAGUAACAGACAGCUGCAUAACACAGCCAGAGAAGGAGAUGUGGCGAAAAACAGGGCAAGAUGUUCUUCUGCCUUGUAAUGCCAGCUCAAAAUGCUCAAUCACAGGAUUUCAUUUUGAGUGGUUUGUUUUCAAAGAGACCUCCCAUCAUCAUCUCAACGUGAAUGGGAAUAAGGACAAAUACAGUCUGGAGCAAGGAUCUUUACACAUCAAAUCACUUAAUACUAAUGACAGUGGGGUCUACCACUGUGCUGCGGCAUCGUCUGGAGAAUCAGAAAGCGGGAAACCACAUGUAGGGACAGGGACAAGUCUGACUGUGAGAGGAGCAGUUAAAACGAUGGCAAGGCACAUUCUUCUGUGGUUAUCAUUUGUCCUCUUGGUCAUCUACAGCAUAGCAGUAAUGACACUUAUCAUUUUAAAGAAGUAUGGCUGCAAUACGAGCUUCUGCAGGAGGAUGUGCAAAACUGACAAGAAUUACUCAACUAGAAAAACACAAUUCCGUGAUGUGCUGCAGGAAAUGAACAACAGAAGGAGCUUCAAGAAGAGCAAACAAACAGUGGACAGAGACAAUUCUCGUGUUGAGGCUGCAAAUGAUGAAUUCAACAGCUCAACUGAUGGCAUCUAUCAAAACAUCUAAGUGUCGGUCAAGGACAUUGAACAACAGAGUCAGACCUCCAUUUUCCCAACUGAGAGAAAACUCCAAAGCUGUGAAACACCUGACAGGAGGACACUCAUGCGACUGAGGGAAUGAACAUAUCAGCAGAGGACGCAAGUCAGUUGCGCACUUGUAUUGCUCACCUUUUCUCAUGAAGUAUAGAUAUAAAUAUAUAAAUGCCACAUCAAAGGUGCUGAGUCACUGUUCCUUUACGCCAGUUUUUCAGUUUUCAGCAGUGAUAGACUUACUCUUAUGGCAUGUGUAGUUCUGCCUAUUGAUUGUAAUGAAUACUGGAACAUAUUCAACUAUUGCUUUUUGAAACCAGGUCAGUGUUUACAGAAAAAAAAAAAACAAUUCAAUUCAGAAAUGCAGCUGAGCCACAUGUGAUUUUAAUGCAGAAUGUCUUCCAUACAUUUAGAUUAAUAAGCCCCUUGAUAGAAAAACUGUGUGAAUGGUACAUUCAGGAACAGAGAGUACAAAGUAGCACAUUUUCAGGAUACACAGAGGAGCAAAUGUGCUGGAGUAGAAAUCAUAUCACUUAACACCAAGAUGAUUUAAUAACUAUCUUGAAAAAAUUCACAACACAUAAUGAAAUAGCAAUUUUGCAAACAUGUAAAAAUAUAAUAUCAUAAUUCAGGUUCUAGUUGUGUAGAAAUUUAAGCAAAAGCAAAACAAAAGGUUCAACAUGUAAUUUGACCAUAGAAAGUUCAUGUAAAGACAAAAAGGCACAUUAAAAGGUAGCUGUAUAUUUAAUACAGCUUAUAAGACACCAGGUUAAAUUAGAAAGGAAAAGGUAUAUUUAUUUUUGGUGUUGGAGUGGUUCUUACCUGUCAACUUAUGAGAAAUUCACAGUACGGCAAUAUUUAACAUUCUGAUAUGUUUUUGAGGCAUCAUGCCGACACAUUCUGUUCAGUGACUUUCAUCUUUUGUCGUUCAUUGCAAAUGCCCAAAGAAAGAAUCCAGAUCCAUCCAGUUAACAGAAUUUAGUGGGUUUAUUACUAAAAAGGUCAAGGUGAAUGUUUAUAUGUACAUCCACUUCUUUUUUUGGCCAAAUAAAAAGCUGUGAUAUGAA
Messenger RNA from Lates calcarifer (barramundi perch), 1858 nucleotides. RefSeq names its product immunoglobulin superfamily member 6. Lineage: Eukaryota; Metazoa; Chordata; Actinopteri; Centropomidae. The record is from RefSeq and is a predicted model, not a curated record. Bases 46 to 768 code for a protein of 240 amino acids. The transcript has 6 exons.